This is a messenger RNA of Ilyonectria robusta, 3231 nucleotides long. RefSeq lists its product as uncharacterized. The record is from RefSeq and is a predicted model, not a curated record. Gene Ontology annotation, biological process: RNA processing. NCBI's taxonomy places the organism in Eukaryota, Fungi, Ascomycota, Sordariomycetes, Hypocreales, Nectriaceae. The coding region runs from base 1 to 3231 and encodes 1076 amino acids. The transcript has 2 exons. Gene Ontology annotation, molecular function: protein binding; RNA binding.
AUGGCCAAGCCCGUCGGCGAAGACGGUUGGCUCGCAUACCUCGAAGAGACCAUCCGAAACGCCUCCGACCUCGAAAAUCGCGUCCAUACCGUUGAGCAAUAUAAACGCGCCGUUGCCGCCGAGCCCGGCAGCUUGCGCAUCUGGCUCUCUUACUGCGACUACUUCUGGUCACUCUGGGAGGCUACCCAGGCCCUUGCCAGUGAUGGCUGGACCGAUGAGGAGCGCAUGAUGGGUCGCGAGCUGUUCUCCUUUGGCGCUGCUCUUGAUCUGUGGCAGCAAGGCUACGAGGCUAUUCAAUACCGCCUCAACGACAGCCACCUGCUCUGGGAUCGCUGGGUCUCUCUCGAAAUGGAGCUGCUCUCCACGACGCGCACUCCCGAGGGCAUCAAGCGCAUCACCCAUCUCUACUGCGAUCGCUUACAGACACCCCACCUGACCUGGGAAGAGACCUCUCAAAACUACUCCAACUUCCUAUCAAAUUAUAACCCUGACGCCUGGUUAGACUCAAUGAAAGAUGUCACCAACAAUGCCCAGGAGGUCAAACGUCUCAUCGCUGCUCGCGAUCCCUUUGAGCUCAAACUCAAGAAAGGAUUUUCUGACGGUGAUGUCGAAGCUCAGAAGGAUGCCAUGACAGAAUAUCUGGACUGGGAAAUGCUUCAGAGCAGGCGCAGUAAUGACUACCCCAAAAUUGGCAUCGACAUAUGUCGCGGCCUCUACGCCCGAGCCCUCACUGGUGUUCUCGCCACCGACCAGGCCACCUGGUACAGGUAUAUCGUCUUUCUUUCGUCCUCCAACUCCGACUUGCAGGCCCCCGGUAACUUGCUCGAUGUUCUUCGCAGAGCGGUUCAACGCUGUCCUUGGUCAGGGCGUUUGUGGAACAGGUAUAUCCUUUGCGCUGAGGAAACCAAGCUGCCCUUCGCCGAGAUCGAAUCCAUCAAGCACACUGCGACCAAUGAGAGUCAGAUUCUCAGGGACGGAAUGGAGGGCAUGAUCGGAAUGUAUGAGGCCUGGUGCGGUUUUCUGAAGCGGACAGCCAUGGAUGUCACUGCCACGGAUGAAUCCGUCGAUCUCGCCGAUGUUGGCUUGAGUGCGGCGCUGGAGGACGUCACUAUCAUUGGUCGAAGACUUUACGGGAAAGACUUUCAAGGCGACCCCAAGUUUCGGCUCGAACGUAUAUACAUCCAGUACCUGACUGAAAAGAAGGGCGCCAUCGAUGAGGCCAGAGCUCAGUGGAACAAGUUGGCCGCGGUCCAGAUCCAUGCCAACAGCAACGACUUUUGGUUCAGAUAUUACAUGUGGGAGAUGCUGAUCUUCUCAUCAACGAGCGUCCAAGAAACUCGGAGCCCGACGCCCUCGUCUGUCAACGCCAGUUUCCGGACCCCGUCAUUGGCAACCGCCGUUCUCGUCCGGGCUGUCUCGCGGAAAACCAUCGACUGGCCAGAAAAGGUUUUAGAAGUUUAUAUGCAACAUUGCAAUGAUUAUGAACCACCACUCUCGGUUCGGAAAGCGGCUGAUCGAGCGCACAAAACCGAGGAGGCACUCAACAAGCGCCGGGCCCACGAAGAAAAGGAGAAGGCUGCCCAGUAUGCGGCAUAUUACCGUGCGCAGGAAGCGCAGGUCUCAACUGAGGAGGCAGACCCCCAUCAGGGCUCCAAGCGGAAACGUGAAUCCGUUCCGCCUACCCAGGACGAGAAUACCAGUACCAGCAAGCGGCAGAAGAGUGACGUUGACGACACUGCAUCCCAGACUUCUGCAACACAGGAUCUCAAGAGGGACCGGGAAAACUCGACCAUCAUCGUGACCAAUCUCCCUAGCGAUGUUGCUCAGACCAAGGUCCGUCAAUACUUCAAGGACUAUGGACACAUCAAGAACGUCACAGCUCUGGUGCAGGACAGCGACGGUAGAUCUUCAACGGCCCUUAUUGAGUUCUCCACACCCGAGGAAGCCCAAUCUGCGCUGCUCCGAGAUGGCAAAUACUUCGAGCAAUCGCAGCUCAGUGUCAAGUCGGGACAUGACCUGACUGUCUACGUCGCCAACUACCCGCCAGCGGCGGAUGCAAAAUACAUUCGUCAACUAUUCAAGGAUUGUGGAGAAAUCCUCAGCAUCCGCUGGCCGAAUCUGCAGGCCAAUACCCGUCGUCGGUUUUGCUACAUUUCGUUCCGUGAUCGGGAAGCUUCAGGCAAGGCCGUCAAGAAAGAGGGCACCGUCCUCGACGGCCAGUACAAGCUGUUAGCCAAGUACUCGGACCCGAGUCACAAGAAGUCACGCGAUGGGGCGCUUGCAGCAGGCCGAGAAAUUCACAUUAACAACCUCGACCGAGCCGUUUCCGAGUCCGACUUGAGACAAGUCUUUUCCCAGUAUGGCAAGAUCACUAGGGUCAACGUGCCACAGACUUUGGCAGGCAAUAACCGAGGCUUCGCUUUUAUUGACUUCUCGACCAAGGAAGAGGCGGAGAAGGCGGUUGCAGAGACGAACAACACCAAAUUCCGCAGGAACUUUCUUGAGGUCGCGUUGUCGAAAGAGACCAAGUUCAAGCCGACUGCCAGAACCGUUACCGCCGGGCGCGAAUCAGCCUCUCCCGCACCUACCUCUACUCGCGAUGAUGAGGGAGAUGAAAUAAUUCUUGAUGCCCCAAGUGACAACCAGAACAAGCCUACGGCUGCUGAGAUCUUAAGCCGUACGAUUGCACUAAUGGGCCUUCCCGAUACGGUCAAUGAUGCGCGUGUCCAAGCCCUUGUUGAACCCAUGGGUGAUAUUGUCCAGCUUAUUCUACAGCCAGCCCACGGUGGCGCCAAGAUUGAAUUUUCAGACGCUGCCAACGCCGGGAAAGCGGCCCUCCAACUCAAUGGCAUGGAAUAUGAGGGUUCCAAGUUGCGCACCGGUUCCGUCGAUGAGCUGCGACAUGCCAAGGCCGAGCGCCGUUUAGACAGCAUUGUCUACGGGUCCAAGGGGUCCACCUCCAAGGGCACCAACUCCAAGGAGACCACCUCCAAGGAUGCCGCCACCAAGAGCAUCGUGUCCAUGGGCAUGAUGCCUCCGCCAACAACCAUUCGCCGACCGGUUGCGGGUCAGGCUCGUCCCCGGCGUGGCCUAGGGUUCGCUAGACCUGCAGCUUCCGCAGCAUCCAACAAUGGCACAGAAACCAACGGGGCCCCGGUGGCGAAGAAAAGCAAUGCUGAUUUCAGAGCCUUGUUUGUUCCUGCUGUGAAGGAGUCAUAUCGUGUAGCAUAA